Messenger RNA from Dothidotthia symphoricarpi CBS 119687, 1163 nucleotides. RefSeq lists its product as uncharacterized. Bases 188 to 1111 code for a protein of 307 amino acids. The transcript has a single exon. The record is from RefSeq and is a predicted model, not a curated record. NCBI's taxonomy places the organism in Eukaryota, Fungi, Ascomycota, Dothideomycetes, Pleosporales, Dothidotthiaceae.
CAGAAAUAACAACCGAUUCCUGUGUGUGGACUGCCCCAUUCUUAUUGAUUACAAACUUUUUCGUUCUUCAGUACUACUCAUAAGUUUCCCCUCGCCUUAGCUCUUGACUCAGCGCCAAUGUUCCUGUUCCUUGAAAUCCUCCGAUAAAUCUGCAAAGGCUGCAUUUUAAUCUCUUCGCAAAACUGCCAUGUCUAAGUUGGAAAACCUAGCCUGGGACCUUGCUUGCAAGGCGUGUGAAAGCGACAACACUAUACUUUUCGAACAAGCCUGCUUGACAACUGCAAAGAACGAUCUUGACUGGUUCUUCCUACGAGUUCUUCGGAUCGCGAUCGGGCACGAGGCCAAAGCUAUUCUCAAUCAUAUGAUCAGUUGUGGCGUCGAUGUCAAGACCCUGCGACCGUCGGACGUUGCCACUAGACCAAAACCAUCAAUCGCAUUGCUGGAAUUCCUGCUGUCUCAUGGCUGGGAUAUCAACUAUCGGCCAGAUAAAUCGCCAGGUUCUCAACCUUUUCUGUGGUUCGUCACGUCAGAUGAUGCUCUGGUCAAGUGGUGCCUUGACCACGGCGCUAAUGUCAGCACGCCGAAAGGCUCGCGCUCUUGCGAUCCGAUUCUUGAGACUUGUGCGAACUCAGGCAACCUCGCGUCAUUCAAGCUCUUGCGCUCAAAAGGGGCGCCAUUAGGGCGCCGCACAUUACACAAAGCUGUCGAAAUGGCUGCGUGGGGCCACACCGGCUCGAGCAACCCAGAGAAAGACACCGAACAGCAACGGCAAUGCAGAACAAAACAUGCCGAGCAUAUAAUGAUGGUGCGCUAUCUGCUGAAUGUUGUCGGCUUAGACGUUAAUGCGCCUGACCGGCCACCCGGUUGCAAAAAGGGCAUGCACAGCGCUUGGGGAACGCCCAUCUGCUAUAUCCCAGGCUGCGGCAUGCCAGAAAGGGAUGCGCGCGAGUUGACUUGGUUGCUGCUUGAUCGAGGCGCGGAUCCAGCUCCCGCGUUGCAGAUCGCGAAAGAAGAUGGCAAUGCAAUAUUUGCAGAGGAUGUCAACGCUUGGAAGGCACAGAAAGGCUCCGAGAAGGAACAAAAACCUAAGCACAGUUGCUGUUUGCAGUAGCUAUACCCGCUUGCGUAGUAGCUUAAGCAGUUACGAACCUAUUAUAUAUAAG